Molecule: messenger RNA, 2377 nt
Organism: Cyclopterus lumpus (lumpfish)
Lineage: Eukaryota; Metazoa; Chordata; Actinopteri; Perciformes; Cyclopteridae
Gene: tmprss9
Product: transmembrane serine protease 9
Exons: 15
Coding region: 1-2376 (791 amino acids)
Biological process (GO): proteolysis
Molecular function (GO): serine-type endopeptidase activity; protein binding
Source: RefSeq, a predicted model, not a curated record
AUGGAGGUGAAGAAGGACGGUGGAGGAGGGCCGUGGUCCUCUUCAGGAGCCUCCCCUGCCUCCUGCAGGGUCAUCCUCAUAGCCUUCCUCUUCUUCUUCCUCAUUAUCGGGGUCUUUGUAGGCCUGCUUAUUGCCUACCUGGUGCCGGAGCAGCAUCAUUUUAUGGAAACAGUGGAGCUGAAAGGUCUGAAGUAUAAUUCAGUUCUGCAGGAUGAGAACUCUGGUUUCUCCAUAGUACUGACCUCAGUUUUAAUGUCCAAGAUAAAAAAUACCUUCACUGCCUCGUCGAUAUCACACAAUUACGUUGAAUGCAGUAUUGUUGCCUAUGGUAACGUUGAUGGUGACGUGAUGGCAACGUUCCAACUGGUCUUCAUGGUGUCCAGGAUCCAGCAGUAUUCAGACAACUUUGUUCAGGACUUGCUGAGAGCAGGACUCGGCUCCGUAAUGCACGGGAAACCAAUGGCAGUGCCAGAAUUUGGGGAGAUCACCGCUAUCAUCUUACUGGGAGCCAGUGGGAAGUCAUUUUAUUCUAUUGGAGAUGAGUUGACAGCCAGGUGUCCUGACGACACCUUCACUUGUGACAACGGAGAAUGUGUCACAAAAUUGAAUCCAGAGUGUGACUUCAUCCGCGACUGUGCGGAUGGAUCUGAUGAAGCUCAUUGUGCCUGCGGUAUUCGUCCCUCCAUGGGGAGUCGGGUGGUGGGUGGCGAGGACGCUCAGCAAGGCGAGCUGCCGUGGCAGGUCAGUCUGAGGUUCUAUGGAAAACACACAUGUGGAGCCUCCAUCAUCAACAAACGCUGGCUGGUCAGCGCGGCACACUGCUUUGAGAGUAACAAUAACCCCAAAGACUGGACAGCCCUCAUAGGGGCCAGACUAGUGAGCGGGCUUGAGUCAGAGUCCAUAACAGUGAACAUCAAGUCGCUGGUUGUGUCUCCAGACUACAACCCUCAGACCACUGACAGCGAUGUCACUGUACUGGAGCUGGAGACCCCUCUCACCUUAAGCUCUUACAUCCAGCCUGUCUGUCUGCCCUCCCCGUCUCAUGUGUUUUCCCCCGGGCAGAGCUGCAUGGUCUCAGGGUGGGGUGCACUAAACCAGUUUAAAUUCCAGAGUCCCAACACUCUGCAGAAGGCUGUGGUGAAAAUCAUCGACUCCAAGGUGUGCAAUAAAUCAUCUGUCUACAGAGGAGCUGUUUCUCACAACAUGAUGUGUGCCGGAUUUCUACAGGGCAAGGUGGACUCGUGUCAGGGUGACUCCGGAGGGCCUCUGGUGUGCCAGGGGGCCCCAGGGAGGUUCUUCCUGGCCGGGGUGGUGAGUUGGGGUGUUGGCUGUGCCCAGAUCAACAGGCCUGGGGUUUAUUCCCGCGUCACCAGGCUCCGCAACUGGAUUUUAAGCUACGCAGAUCCCAGCCUGGUCCAUGAUUACAAUCAGUCUGUUCCCAGUGAGCCAGUGUCAGAAGAUAGCUUGUCCGAUCCGCCAGUGCCCAGGACAAUAGCCAUGGAUGUGGCAUCUGCACCAACACUGACUGUCUUGAACUGCAAUGGAAACUUCCAGUGUAGCGCCACCUCCUGCAUCAACAAGGUCAACCCAGAGUGUGAUGGCGUCCCCGAUUGCCCCAACCAGGCCGACGAAAGACACUGUGACUGUGGCAUGCGUCCUUUGUUGGGCUCCCGCAAGAUUGUGGGUGGAGUUACAGCUCGAAGGGGGGAGUGGCCUUGGAUUGGUAGUCUCCAGUUCCAGAGACUGCACCGUUGUGGCGCCACGCUCAUUCACAGCAAAUGGUUACUCACAGCGGCACACUGCCUCAAAGGUGACCCUAGCCCCACUAACUGGGCUGUGAGCCUUGGAUCUGUGCUGCGCUCUGGGGUGGGAGCCCUGGUCAUCCCCAUCCAGAGGGUCAUCAUCCACCCAGCCUUCAAUGGCUCCAACAUGGACCACGACGUGGCUCUGUUGGAGCUGGCAGUCCCAGCCCCCAUGUCCUUAACCAUCCAGUCUGUCUGUCUCCCCUCACCGGUGCACCGCUUCCCCAAGCAUACGGAGUGCUACAUCACAGGCUGGGGGUCCAUGAGGGAAGGAGGUUCGUUGACCAACCUGCUGCAGAAAGCUGCAGUGAACAUCAUUGACCAGCCAUCCUGCCAGCAGUCUUAUGAAAACUUGCUGACGCCUCACAUGAUGUGUGCUGGUUCCAUGGGGGGAGGGAGAGACACCUGUUUGGGAGACUCUGGAGGGCCGCUGACCUGCCGCAAGCCCUCUGGCCAGUGGUUUGUUGCUGGAGUGACCAGCUGGGGACAUGGAUGUGGGCGAAUAGGUUUUCCGGGGGUUUACACUCGUGUUACGUCUUUCAGGAAAUGGAUAUCUACAUACCUGCCUUUCUGAA